AUGCACACUACUCUCCAUCCCCGUGCCUCCAGGAUGCACACUGCUCUCCAUCCCUGUGUCUCCAUCCCCGUGCCUCCAGGGUGCACACUGCUCUCCAUCUCUGUGCCUCCAGGGUGCACACUGCUCUCGAUCCCCAUGUCUCCAACCCCGGGCCUCCGGGAUGCACGCCGCUCUCUGUACCCGUGCCUCCGGGAUGCACACCGGUGUCUGUACCCGUGCCUCCGGGAUACACAUCGGUCUCUGUACCCGUGCCUCCGGUAUGCACACCGGUCUCUGCACCCGUGCCUCCGGGAUGCACGCCGCUCUCUGCACCCGUGCCUCCGGGAUGCACACCGGUCUCUAUACCCGUGCCUCCGGGAUGCACGCCGCUCUCUGUACCCGUGCCUCUGGGAUGCACGCCGCUCUCUGUACCCGCGCCUCCGGGAUGCACGCCGGUCUCUGUACCCGUGCCUCCAGGCAUUCUUCACUUGGGACUGCAGCACCACUCCUCUGAUCUUCCCAUAUCCAAAUCCAAAUCGAAAACUGUCUCAAAUCUACCUUCGCAGAUUUGUCCAACUGGAACACUCGCCGCUCUCCGCCGCCCUUGUCCCUGCUAUCUCCUCUGAUCUACGAAAAUCAUGUUACCCAACACCGGUUGAAGCAGUUGGAGGAAAGGCCUUGCCAUGUAUUGUUGAUGUGAGAGAUGAACAGCAAAUCAGUGGCAACUUUGUCAUUGAUGAAAAUAUCUUAAAAGAAGAAGGAAUAAAAAAUUUUGAUGCCUAUGCAAUUAAACCAGGUCAUCCUUUGCUACCAGAUUUCUUCUUAGAUGAAUACCCAGAACCAAUUACCAAGAAAAUGGAAUCAACUGGUGCUGUUCCAGAAUUCAAAGAAAAGAAACCACAGCCGCAACCAAAACCACGUUUGGGAGCUGUGGAAGAAACAUUUAGAAUUGUUAAGGACUCUCUCAGUGAUGAUGUUGUUAAAGCCACUCAAGGAAUCUAUCUGUUUGAACUCUCCGGUGAAGAUGGUGGCACGUGGUUUCUUGAUCUGAAAAGCAAGGGUGGGAAUGUCGGAUAUGGAGAGCCUUCUGAUCAGGCAGAUGUGGUGAUGAGUAUGUCUACUGAUGACUUCGUAAAAAUGUUUUCAGGGAAACUAAAACCAACAAUGGCAUUCAUGUCAGGAAGACUGAAGAUUAAAGGUAACAUGGCCCUAGCAAUCAAAUUGGAGAAGCUAGUGAGUCAGAUGAAUGCCAGACUGUGAAGGAAAGGAAAAAAAAAUAUGUCGACUGCUAGGCUCAAAAAGUAAAAAAAGCUCAACAAUUAAAAUCUAAUGUUUGUUUUCUUCCCUGUUGUAUUAUCAGGAUAUGCACAUUUGUUCUGGAAAAAAUAGAAUUUCUGUCUCUAUAAGACUUGUAAUUAAAAUGGCAAGUUAAUCAAACAGAAGCUUCAUUAAGUGGGAUUCUA
Saimiri boliviensis boliviensis (Bolivian squirrel monkey) is the source of this 1442-nucleotide messenger RNA. The record is from RefSeq and is a predicted model, not a curated record. Lineage: Eukaryota; Metazoa; Chordata; Mammalia; Primates; Cebidae.